GGAUAUGUGACCGGAAAUGGCGCAUGUAUCUUUGUGAAAGACUCUUGAAGACAUUUUACACUUCACAUAGCUAGCCGCCAACGGCUAACAGUGCUCGCUAAGGUACGAGCGCACUGCGUCAAACGCGCUCAAAUUCUUUUAAAUUCAUAGAAAGUUUAUGGUUUUGUGAGGCGCCGUUUAUGUACCGUAAAUUUUAGAGCGUCACAUAAACCGAAGAUGAGGAUAAGUGUUACACUGGACGAAGAAGAAUUAUAACUAACGGCGCGCAGGUGAGUUUCUGUCCAGGCACACAGGUCCAUGUGUGUUGGACCUUUGGCCUCUGGGCUCAAACUAGGAUGAAGAUGGCUGAUUCAGAGAAGACCGAUGAAUUUGUGGAUGCAGAGUGCCCGUCUGAGUGCCUUGAUGAAGCACAAUCAGCCACAGCUUCAGUUCAGGAAGAGCUUCAAAAAACAGAGACCACCACCAGUACCAGCUCACCACCAAGGGAAAAAGAGCCAGAUAGCCCUUUGCAUACAGAGGGUGAGCAGAGUCUCCUCUCGAUGCCAUGCCUGAUGAAGGAGCUCCAUCGAGACUCAGAGUCUCAACAAACCUCUACAGAGACUGACAACCCUGCAACCCGUCCUGGCUAUGAGAGUGACUCUUCAAACCCCUGCAUGCUCUCCCCCUCCUCCAGUGGCCACCUUGCUGACUCAGACACACUAUCCUCAGGAGAAGAAGGUGGUGUUCCUCCUGUAGGUGAAGAGUCUGAGAUCAUGGAAGGUGUAAAUGAUGCUGCGCAAGGAGGAAAAAGGCAAAUGACUGCCACAGCCAGUGGGGGCAGAAAGUCUAGAAGAUCGCGUUCAGAAAGUGAGAUGCCUCCCAAUGCAAUGGCUGCAAAGAAAAAUCGCUGCCAGCCCACAGCAGUCGCAGCAGGAGUGCAGGAAAAACAAACCAACGGCAAGAUGGCCAAGGUGAAAGGUCAUCGCAGCCAGAAACACAAGGAGCGCAUGCGUUUGCUAAGGCAAAAGCGGGAGGCAGCAGCGAGGAAGAAGUAUAACCUGCUGCAGGACAGCAGUACGAGUGACAGUGAGCUUACUUGUGACUCAAGCACCAGCACCUCUGAAGAUGAUGAAGAUGACACGUCAGGAGGAAGCAAGACAAUCAAGACUGAUAUUCCAGACGGGCCUCCUGUAGUGGGCCACUAUGAUAUUUCAGACACUGAUUCUAACCAGGAGAGUAUGAGUGUGGAGACAGUCCGGCCUACGGUGAUAAUGCAUGAGCUAAAAACACACAGAGGCCAGGAUAUGGCAGUUCACUCUGGGUGUGUAAGAGCUCUGAGCUCAAUCUCAGGCCACGUGGAGUCAGAGCUGCCGCACAAGGAGUGUUUGAAACACAACAAGGGCCAGACCCACUUCGCCUCCUCAGACAGUGAGGUGGAGAUUGUUGGAGUACAAGAGAAACCAAGGUGUGCUCAUCCAUGUGGAGGUGUGAUAAAGAGUUUGUCUUCCUGGAAGGAGAACUCAGUGGAGGAGUUGAACAGCACAAACCAGCCACAGCUCUGGACUAAUGUCUCCACUCAGCCCAACUGGGUGUCCCCUCCUGAAGUGGUUGACCUCACGCUGGACGAAGACACCGGUCACAAAUACGUACUCUAAACAACACCGAAGACUCCUCAGUUCUUCCUGUCACUCAUGAACCUCGUCCUUCCUGCCUCUCCUCCAUUUUAACGCUCCGAUCCUUCCUGGUGUUGCAGAUGCGGCCUGUCAACAAUUCUCAACUCCUCUCUGCUCCAUGGCACUGUUUUUUUUUAAACUCACUGUUGAACAAUCAUGUAUCGAAGCCAUUUCGCUGAAGUGAUCUCAGAGAUCUCAGCUCGUCACAGAUAGAUUUAAUCGUAAUAAAACGGCAUAGCACUUCAAGUGUAGUUGAACAUGUACAUAAAGAGGGAUUUAUCUGUUAUUGAAAACAAUAGCCUCCCCUCGUUUUAAUACCUCAGUUGCCCCUUAAUUAACAAAUGUAGGUGCAUGCAGGGUCCUACAAGGACAAAUUCAAGUCGCUGCUUGACAGCAGGUCAGUAUCAAGAUUGGUCUGUUGACCUGUUUUGCUCUGAAAUUGUAUUUUCAGACUGGAUUGAACCUUUUUUUUCCUGUUGUACCAAUGACUAGAGACAGGAACAUUUGGUCCAGUCUGAAGUCAGUUUUGAGUCUCACCACUGGUUUCAUAUACAGUAUGAGAUUAUAUAUUAUAUCAUACAACCCCACUAUGUUGGUCACUCCAGGUUAGCAGGGUCUGGGUUUUUGUAUUUUAAAAAAAAAAAAAAGAUCAUGUAAAAAAAAAAAAUCAUGUUUUUACAUUUUCUGUUUUGGAGUUUAAUGUUAAGCUUAGCUUAGCAUACUAGGAACUGGAGCAAAGGGUCUCUCCAAUAAUAUAGUUACAUAUACAUACACAGUGCUGAGCACAGGUUUUAGACCCCUGGGGUUUUGUUUUCUGCACAAAAUGUGACAAAUUACAGCAGUACAAUUCAUACAGCUCUACAUGGAAAUUCUAUUUCUAUUCAAUGUUAGUUAUAGAAAUUAAGAGCAAUCCACCACGAAAAUAGUGAUUUCCAAUAAUUGUAAUUGUGAUACUGAUUAGUGAACAUCUAAAAAUAAUUUUAGAUUUUUAAACCUCUUAGGAAAACUCAUCUUGAUGUUAGUUUCUUCUCAACCCACCUCUACAACCCAUGUACGUGGUGGAGAUGUUGUACUGGCAGGAACAAGUAUGUGUCUUUUGUUUAAAGAUAUGUUGGGCGACAGGAAACCCAGACCGUUUGGCCCUGUAGUGCUGACUUUUGGUUUGCAUGGUCUGGUCCGAAUGGAUGGAAACCCCUUUAAAGCUACAGGGACCCCUUUCUAACAAAUGAGGAACCGUAUCUUCCAUUGAAUACUGCAGAGCGACAUUGCCUGAAUGCCUUGAAAUGUGCACUAUUUUUUCGUAGAAUGGCAUAAAGCUUAUUCUUUUACCUAUAAAGCAGUGGAAUUUAUUAACUUAUCUAUUAAUAUUUUAAUAAUAGAUGUGACUAUAGCACACGUAUAUAAGACAGUAGAGGUGGUGUGGAUUUUUUUUUUUUUUUGUUUUUCCUGUAUGUAGGACAUUUUUAGAUGAGAUGUUUACUGUGUGGACUUCUGUGACCCUGAUCUUUAGGGUCUGCUUGUUCUUUAUGGCUGUGGUCUUUUUUUUUUGCCUUCAUGCUAUGACAUUCAAGAUCCAAGCUUCAUACAACAUUUAAAACACUAGAGGUUUUAUUGCAUCUUGACAUCUACAUCCUUACAGCAUCCAUGAUAAUAAUAAUUAAUAAUAAUAAAUUAGUCCCUUAUUCAUCCCAUAAUGGGGAAACCUACGGUGUUAGCCUUUGCAACUAACACAGGCUGCCACAGGAGGCGCCAUUAAGUAUAUGGUUGCAACUCAGCCUGCCACACAGGAGACACCAUUGCUACACUAUUGAACCACAACUUCAGCAACUUGUUUUAAUAUCCAGUGGACACAGCAAGGAACAAUCGGGAAUGAGAAAUAAACCAAAUAAAUCUAAGUAAAAUUAUGUAUUAUUUGAAAGUGGAAAAUAAAGUAAAAUAUUCUUUAUGUCAAUUUUAUUUUCUAUAUGCAACAACUACUGUAGACUCUGCGUCCUUCUCUGCUGACCACGUCUUGCACAUAUGAUUAGCUUUUCUAACCAUAUUUUAAUGGCUACAAAAGACCAGUCAAGCAUUUUUUUCAGAGGGUUGUUAGAAAACAGGGCUCACUUUUGUUGCACAUUGCAUGUCUUCUUGCAUCAUUUGACCUCAAGUCAUUUAUCUCCCUCAUAACCAGUGAUCCAACCAUGCUCCUCUUGUGUUUGUUAUUAUUUACUGCCAGUAUUUUAAAUUAAAAAGGGUAUUUGUUUUGUCGCUUCAGCACGUCCUUGACUUUCUUGAAUUUAUGUCUGUAGAACAAAAAGAAACUAUUUUGAAACUUAAUAAAUCGAGCAAUAUUUAA
Molecule: messenger RNA, 3990 nt
Organism: Cynoglossus semilaevis (tongue sole)
Lineage: Eukaryota; Metazoa; Chordata; Actinopteri; Pleuronectiformes; Cynoglossidae
Gene: ark2n
Product: arkadia (rnf111) N-terminal like PKA signaling regulator 2n
Exons: 5
Coding region: 336-1634 (432 amino acids)
Source: RefSeq, a predicted model, not a curated record